Molecule: messenger RNA, 4559 nt
Organism: Ruditapes philippinarum (Manila clam)
Lineage: Eukaryota; Metazoa; Mollusca; Bivalvia; Venerida; Veneridae
Exons: 1
Coding region: 1620-2978 (452 amino acids)
Molecular function (GO): metal ion binding
Source: RefSeq, a predicted model, not a curated record
UAUUUUAAAAUUAUUAUAUAUAGAACGAAAUACGGCCAGUAAGCUCUUUGCAGAAACGAAUUAGUUGUUGCUGAGAACAUCAAUAUCUUGUAAAAUAUUUUUAACCUUUCUGCUGGUACAUCAACAUAUUAUUAACAUAUCUUUCCUUUGUAAAAACAAUUUUGUAUCUUCUUACAUCUAAUACAAGGUAACCGUUACUAACGGGCAUGAUAAUCCCAACUUUAUCUUUAAUUUUCAAAAAUUGUUGAAUUGUAAGUUGGAGUAACGUAUGUUUCACACUCGCUUAUUUAUGAACUUAAUCACGGAAUUGAAACUUACAUGUAAAAUCGACUGUUUUAUUUAGGAAUCAAAUGUACAUCAUUCUAUUGUCAUAAAAAUGCGAUUUUAUGUUUUUAUAUAUGCAUGUGUAAACAAUAUACAAUGUAAAGUCUGUUUGAUAAAAGUAACGUUUGUUUCACUGUGGUUACUUAAACAAGUUAAAACUCGACCAAAGUUAUCAAAAUUUACUUACUAAUGUCAAAUAGAAGUUAAUGUUGCUGUUAUACGUGCUUUCUGGCUUCAAUCCCCCUUUUUAUAAACUUACUUUAAAAAGUUGAUAACGUUUGUUUCUGUAAGUUUAACGUAUGUUUCAUUUUACAUUGAAAGUGGGUUAAAAAAUGACGCAAGACCGUUUAACCCGCCAUAAAUUGCGGUUAAUAUAUCAGAGUUACACACAUGUUAAUUUUCUUUCUUGUUUGGAUUCUUCUUUAAAUGGCUUGGCUCUUAAAUAAUGGUAACGUAUGUUUCUUUUUAAAAUGCUGUUGAAAAGAUUUGAAUAAAAAAUGAAAAUUUCCGAAAAUAUAAUGAUAUUUGAGAGGCCGCAAGCUUAUUUUUACUUAUAAUUAUAAAUAUGCUGUAUUAUUAAGCAUGCAUCGAUUCAAUUAUGUAAUUUUGGUUCAACUUAUUAUUGUUUAAGGUUUGUCACUAUUUAUUUAUAUGCUUUUGGCGACAUUUGAUCAUCCAUUAUAUCAAUGAGAUUUUAACAGUCAAAUAUAAUUUUUACCAAUAAUCAAAGUUCAUAUACACACCGCAAUGACUAAUUGCACAUGUUUCGUUUAUUCUGGAACUUAUUGUUCUGAGACACAAUUUCAAAGUUGAAAAUUCUAGGUGGCGACAGUAACGUAUGUUACAUUUUAGGGCAUUAAUGGUACUUGUAAAAGAAAAAUAACAGAUAGAAAUGUAAAACUGAGAGUGUCCCUAAUAGACAAAGUGGCAGCCACCUUUCUAACGACAUUUUGACCUCAGGAAAAAACCUUCGUAUAAGAGCUACCAAGUGGAACAUCAAGUGCUGUGUUUUAUUGAGAAUGAGCGUGAAGCAGGUUUGCUGGCAGGGUUUUCGGACCUGGUAAUUUUCAGCCCGUAUGUUAUCGCAUUGGCAAUUAGUAUACGAAAAGGCGCAUACAAUUUUUAUAGCUGAAAACAUUUAUACAGUACUGAAGUUUAUAUAAAAUAGAUUCAGACUUGCCUAAACCAAAUACGAUAUAGUUCUAAGAUGAAUUUGCUGUUUUUUGGUGUAAAUUUACAGUCUAUCUUUUUAUUUUUCAUAUAUCAUUCUGAAUGGUUUUGCAUUUGACUGAAAAAUGCCACGGAAAAGAGCACUAUUGGCGACUCAAGUCAACCAGAAAAGGGCAAAACGUAUUAGAUCUAAUAGUAAUACAGCAGGUAUACAGCAGAAUUCUUUCGGUGUACAGUGCUCUAUGGUCACAGACAGUCCUCUAAAUAGCACUAUACAAAAUCAGACAUUGCCAUCGGAAACAAAUCCAGUCACCAGUCAGAACAUGUCUUGUUCUACAGAACAACAACAUGGAACAUGUAGUUCAUUCUCGGGUGGUCCUUCAUUCACAGGUGUUGAUAACCAGGGUAUAACACCCAAUGUGCACUGUAUCACAUCUCCUUAUUUGGGCACAUCUACAAGGGACUAUGGAUACCAAUAUAACCUUGGUUAUGAUCAAAAUAUUGGCACAACUCAGUACCUGGACACAACAGGUUAUUAUCAUCCACAACCUCAGACACAGACAACACAUGUUAAUUAUGGUCCAGUAUGCCAAGAUGGAAUCUACACCUAUCCCCAGGCUCAGAUAGCACCUACAUAUUGUCCAGGUGGUAAUCCAAUACAACAACAUACCUUGUGGCAACCACAGGCUCAGACCGCAUCAGCUGACCAGACUGCUAUAUCGGGUAAUAGUUUUAAUAAUAAUUCAAUAAGUAAUACUAACUCGCCUUUCAAUUCUGUUUGUAAUGAUUUGUCACUUCACAUUCCCAAAAAACUUAAAGAACAAAUAUGGCAGGGGGAAUUCAUUGAUUUAUCUAUUCUCUUGCAAAAAGAAGAAGAUGGACAACAAUCCAUCAAAUUAGUGAAUGGCGAGUUGGUGAUAUCUAAUGCCAUUAAGAAAAAUACAGUUUUAAAUAUCGAAAGGUGGACUGAUGCCUUUUUGAUUUAUAUACAUAUUAUGGUUACAAAAAGUCCAUUAUUAGCUAAACAUUUAUUGCAGUACUUAAAUACAAUACGUUUAGCUGCUAAAAGGAACCCAUCUGGUUGGGCACAAUAUGAUAAAAUGUUUAGAAGAAAUAUUGCGCAACACCCGGGGACGCCUUGGUCAGUAAUUGAUGCUGAGCUUUGGCUCAUUACAAUGACAGCAAAUCAUAAUGCUUUUGUACCACAGUAUACCCAAAAUAUAUGUUUUGAUUACAAUACAAAAGGCUUUUGUAACAAACCAGGUUGUUUUUAUCAGCACAAGUGUAAAAAAUGCAGUGGCAAUCAUCCUUCGUAUGUAUGUCGUGCACCUUCCAUUCGACCAGACCUGGGUCGGGGUUCAACCAGUAUAACAAAUUCUUUCAGACCAAGAUUAUUCAGACCGGAGAUCCAGCCAAGAUUCCAACCUAAUCAAAAACCUUUUGGUAUUAGGUCAAACACCAAUAGACACGAGCUCCCUAAGUAAAUGGCUCAGUAAAUAUGAUAAAGAAAAAGCAUGCUUUAUUAUUACUAUUUUGAAAUACUUAAAAGUUUAACCCAAAUGUUUCUUUAUUAGGAAUAAAUAACACACAUGUGUGGAUUAUUGGUUCAUCUAUUAUAAGGAAUGCCUUCUAUCAUGCCAAACAAAGGUAUGGGAAGGACCUCGGUCUAGAAAAUACAACUAUUACCUGGAAAUUUAAGCCUGGUUUGCUGACUGAAGGCCUACUUCAUGAGUUUAAUACAAUGUUGAAUUGUAAUAAAUUACCGUUUGCCAUAAUUAUACAUUGUGGAGGCAAUAAUAUUGGGAAAACCCCUUUAGACUAUUGUAAAUGGCUACUUACAAAUAAUUUUGCCACUGUAUUAUCUAGUAUUCCUGGAGUACGUCUUGUCUGGUCCGGGGUUCUUCCAAGAUUAUAUUAUAGAGGAGAAAAUAACCACAAAAAGUUGGAUAAGGCUAGAAAAAGAUUAAAUAGUUCUUUGGCUAAAUUCUGUAUUACAAACGGUGGUGGAUAUAUUAGGUAUCCAGAUAUUCAAGAGUCUCAGGAAUUCUUUAGAGAUAAUGUUCAUUUAUCUGUUAAGGGUCUUGACAUUAUGGUUGACACUCUCAGGAAUGGGAUUUACAAUAUCAUCUUUAGGGGCCUACAGGCAGUAACUGUUUUCCGUAGCAUAUUUAAAUCCGGCUGACAGUGACAGCUUCCGAAUCAUCACCCCCAUACGAUUAGUUUCUUAUGGCGGGGCUUGCUCUUUGUUGGCUACUUUCCAGCCAAAUGAGCUGCGCCUUUGGCUUAAUGUCGAUUCGUACUGUCACUUAUAACAUUACAUUAUAUUUAUGUAUAACACAUUUCAUAUAUAGUAAGAUACAAUCGCAGGGUAAAUAUUAAGCUUUAUCAUCAUUGAUGAAUUUUAAAUACAUUUAUGCAGUGUAAUUUUAAUUACUUCCGAUAUUCCGGUGUUCUGCAUCCGAUUUUCCGGAGUAAUAUUACAAGCUGCCGAUAGUCCGGAGCCAGUUCUUCUCCCGAUUUUCCGGAGUAAUGUGAUCGCCAUAUAGCCUUUCUUAUAAGGAAGCGUGAUUCACAUCUUAUGUUUAGCUCACGAUGUUCCGGAGCUACUCUACUGUCUAAACGUACUUCCGAUUGAUCCGGAGUUACUACUUUACGACUACACUGCAGUUUCUAAAAUCUAAGUUUAAAUAGUUUCCGAUAUUUGAAUCUUACAUACACUGCGAUUGUAUUUUUAGUAUCAUGUUUUAGAAUUUAUGUCAGCCAUGGCCAUAUCUUGCCAAAAUAUCAUUAAACAUAAAUAAGUUAAACAUCUUUGUUUUUUGUCCCUCUUGUGAUAAAUUUCCUGUCAUUUCAAGCGUGUCUUUAAAUGAUAGUAGUUAUCACCAAGGGCGACAAAUCUUCAGACCUUAUUUCAAUUACGCACAUGGUGGCCGCAUGGUACUUGUGACGUCAUUAUGAAUUUCGUCAUAGCGUAGCCAAAAGCUGAGAACGGGGUUCUUUUUCGUUUGGACAUAGAAGAGAAAGGUUGGAGAAAAAUAUUUUAUUUCCCACCCACCCAACCCAAA